Eruca vesicaria subsp. sativa (arugula) is the source of this 2017-nucleotide messenger RNA. NCBI's taxonomy places the organism in Eukaryota, Viridiplantae, Streptophyta, Magnoliopsida, Brassicales, Brassicaceae. The record is from the annotation of a GenBank genome assembly.
CCACACCACACUUUCUCUUCCCAUCCUUUGUCUUCCUCCACAUUCUUCUCUCUUUCUUCCCCCCAAGAAAUAACACAAUUUCCCAGAUUCAAAGCUCUUUUCCUUUUUCAAAGUCUUUCAGAAGUAAACUAAAGAAUCUCAGCAAACCCUCCCUUCUUAUUCAAUAAACUCAGAGAAAAGCAAAAGUACACACUAAAACAUCAAUUUUAACUUUCUCUUCUUUUUUUUGGUAUUAUCUCUAUCACUCACUUUAAAGUCUCGUCAGCGAUUCAAAUACAAAAUCCUUCAGAAACUGCUUCACGUUUCUUCUACUGGAUCAACCUGAUGUCCCACUUCUCAUAAAAUCCAUAUUCCAAAUUUCAAAUAUAUUUCUCAGCCUUUUAUUUAUUUUCAGACAAGACUCGGCACAAUCUUGUGUUCUGCUGAUUUGUUGUUUUUAUAACACAAAAUCAUGGACAGGAAAAGAGGGUGCAAGAUCAGGAAGAGAGGUGGUUCUUCCUCCUCUUCUUCAUCUCUAGCUCGUCAAAACCGCUUCAAACGCGCAAUUUUCUCCGGUAAAAGAGCGGCACAAGACAACGGCGGCUCAGGAACUCCGGUUAAGUCCAUCUCCGCCGUUAAAACUCCCGUACUCUUGUCGUUCUCGCCGGAAAAACUCCCUAUAGAUCAGUUUCAGAAGCUACCCGUGUCAGCGAGAAAGCUGGCGGCAACCCUCUGGGAGAUCAGCGACGGUGGCACAAAUCCUGCCCUAAACUCCGACAGAGAUAACUUGAGAAGCAAGAAAACGUCGAGAAACAGAAGGAAGAAACCAACAGAGAUCUGUUCCCAUGACAUCCAGCUAAACUCAUCUGAACACAUUUCCCGUUUUGGAUCAGAGAGAAUCGUUCUUGGAGAAGAAAUGGUUCGUAAAAGAUCAACAAAUCCUCAGAAACUACAACUAAUCGAAUACAAAACCACCGGCACAAACUCGGUGAAAACUCGUUUCAAGAACGUCUACGAAGGUCUAACAACGUCUAAAGAACUCGUGAAGGUCUUAAAACGCAUCGGUAAACUCGGAGACGAUCACAAGACAGCAAACAAGCGUUUAAUAUCUGCUCUUGCUUGCGAACUAGACAGAGCAAGAUCUUCUCUAAAGCAUCUAAUAAGAGAGUUCGACACAGAGGAGGAGGAGAAUCGGAUGCUAAUAGAGAAGCUUCGAGAAGAGGCGGUGAUUGAGAGAAACCUCAGGCAAAGAACGGAGAAGAUGAACAGAAAGUUAGGGAGAGAGCUCGCGGAGGCUAAGGAGAGGGAGAGGAAGAUGAAGGAGGAGAUGGAGAGAGAGAAGAGAGCGAGGGACGUUCUCGAGGAAGUGUGUGAUGAGCUGGCGAGAGGGAUCGGUGAAGAUAAGAAAGAUAUGGAGAAAGAGAGGGAGAUGAUGCGUAUAGCUGAUGUUUUGAGGGAAGAGAGGGUUCAGAUGAAGCUUAUGGAAGCGAGGUUCGAGUUCGAGGAGAAACACGCCGCCGUGGAGAGGGUUAAGAAGGAGCUCCGGAAGGUUCUUGAUGGUCAAGGGUCGUCGGAGAUUGGUCGGGUUUUGGAAAUAAUAGAUGGUUCUGAUGAUGAUGAUGAUGAUGAAGAGGAGAGUGAUCUUAAGUCUAUUGAGCUGAACAUGGAGAGUGGAAGUAAGUGGGGUUAUGUGGAAGAUGAUGAUCCUGUGGAAAAGAGAUCAGUGGUUGUUGAUAAUGGGGAGAGAGAUGAAUCUUUGAAGACUCUAAAAGAGUACAUUGUUUCUAAUAUGAGAUUCAUGGGUUCCUCAUCGUCAGAGCAGUGGAAUCAUCGGCACUUACCGAGCGUGGAGUUUGUGUAAUCACCGGAGCUUAGAGCCGGCAAGAAAAAAAAAAGUAUCAAUUUUUUUUUAAAUGUGUAUAUAUAUAUUUCAUUAUAUGUGUUUAAUUCAGAUUAAUUUUUGGAUUUAAUAUUGGAAACAAAUAUCUUGACUGUCAUAAGUUUGAUAUAAAACACUAUAAAUUAACAUGUCUUAGCC